Molecule: messenger RNA, 909 nt
Organism: Vanessa atalanta (red admiral)
Lineage: Eukaryota; Metazoa; Arthropoda; Insecta; Lepidoptera; Nymphalidae
Exons: 3
Coding region: 77-652 (191 amino acids)
Molecular function (GO): protein binding
Source: RefSeq, a predicted model, not a curated record
CACUCCGAAUAUUACCUACAUAGCUGUGACUUAACAAAGCUCAGUUUGUAAAGGAAUAAACAUUUCUUAAUAUACAAUGUUUGUAAAAAAUAAUAAUUUCAUUUGUUUUUUCACAAUAACUUUAUUAGGGUCAAGUGUUUAUUCAGAACUUGAAGCACCUAAACUUUUGGAUGUCACUGCGACGAAAGAAGGAGGGUUAUAUGUUGUGUGGGAAUCUAUUGACUAUAAUGUAUCUGAUCCAAUACUGGGAUACAAGAUUAAUAUUUGGGAGGUGAAAGAAAAAACGGAAAAAAUGUUUAAGCUGAUUAACGCUGAUCAAGCACCAGGUUUCGUAAAAGAACAUCGGUCCAGUAAGGAUUUCAGUAGAGAAAGCAUACCAGAAAAUAAACCUCGGAUAUUUAGAGCUGAUCCAGAUUCAACUACUUUGGAGAUAGAUUAUAUUAAACCUGAUGUUUUGAACGAGAUAAGAAUUCAAGCUUACAAACAAAAGGAAAACGGCGCGUACUCUGAACCUUGGAGGUUGAAAGUUUUCAAAGAGUUCGGACAUAACGCGAUCGGGCAAAGACAUAUGGACGAGUGUAUACUAACAGUCACCACCCAAACUCGGGCAAUGGGUGGACCUUUACCUCACAUAUACAAUAGUCACUUAUAGUAGACAAAACAUCAAAUAUUUUAUCCGUCUAAAUGUGUUGUGAUAUUUUUCUUUAUAAGCGAAGCUAAACAUUUUCGUUUUGGAUUACUUACAGUACUAAUUUUACUUGUUUAUUAAUGAUUUGUUAGAGAAGGAUUUAUUUAUGAAAAAGUGGUUUUAUGUGAUUUUCGUCGUUUCUUUUCUUUAGCCUUAUGGAAAAUAUGACAACGCAUGUAGUAUACCACAAUAGGGCCAAAAAUAAAAUAUUAUUAUUUUUG